GUACCUGUGUUGCAUUGCAUUGUGUAUGGCGUUUGAAAGAAAACUAUCAUUAAAUGAUUUUGAUCAAAAGUUUCGCGUUCAGAUGUGUGUACGAACUUCUUUUUUGCAAAAUUCAUGAUUCAUUUGUAAAUUCGUAUUUGUGUUUUAGAGUCAAACUAUGUCGACGAUCAUUGUUAAUCACUUAGCUUCUUCGGAUGUUGUGGAAAUAGAACCAGAAAUCGGUGAAAUUGAAAUUUGUGAUAUUACCGGCGGAAUCCAAGUUGAAACAGUCGACCCCACUGCACAUUUAAUCGAUUUGCAACAGCUGCCGGACAGCAAUAGUCACGAAAGUAUGCUGCAUACACAAGAGGAAAUAAUUGUAGACGUAGAUGUGCCCGAUGCAGAAAUCUUGUCUGCUUAUGACACUAUUAGUGUGCCUCAUUCGGAAGUGUUUUUAGAAACGACUGCUGGGUCUUCUAAGCGUAAUAAAAAGUCCCGAAAAUCGAACAAUAAACUGAAAACGAAAAACAGCCUCCCAUUUGAUAUGGAACGAAGCACGCGUAGGUGGGAACAGAAGCAAGUCCAAAUCAAAACAUUAGAAGGAGAAUUUUCUGUCACGAUGUGGGCCACGGGAACGGACGAAGAUGAUUCUACUUUACCAGAGCCUGAUCCAGAUUACACUGAAUAUAUGAUGGGUAAAAAAUUUCCUUCUGAGGGUGGUCUUCCAGGUGUGGAUCUUAGUGAUCCUAAACAGUUAGCUGAAUUUGCAAAAAUGAAGCCUAGAAAACUAUCAGAAGAUGAUUUAACAAGAACGAUUGCUUGUCCACAUAAAGGCUGCACAAAAAUGUUUCGUGAUAAUUCAGCUAUGAGAAAACAUCUUCACACACAUGGUCCUCGAGUUCAUGUUUGUGCUGAAUGUGGAAAAGCUUUUGUAGAAAGUUCCAAGUUAAAAAGACAUCAACUAGUUCACACAGGUGAAAAGCCCUUUCAGUGUACAUUUGAAGGUUGUGGGAAAAGGUUUUCCCUAGAUUUCAACCUUCGCACUCAUGUAAGAAUUCAUACUGGUGAUAGACCAUAUGUUUGUCCAUUUGAUGGAUGUAAUAAGAAGUUUGCACAGUCCACUAAUCUGAAGUCUCAUAUUCUUACUCAUGCCAAAGCAAAAAGUUGUGUGAAUCGUUGAAAACCAAUCAAAUUACUUUAAGCUGUGGUGUUCGUGUGAGAAAAUAGGACAUAUGUAUCAUUUGUACUUCAAACCUGGUCAUGAAGAUGAAACAUUUCAUCAAUGUUUGCCUCAUCAAAUUGCUCACUUAAAUAUUUUGUUUGUAAAUGUAUAUAUUGUUACAAUGUUUUCUUUAUUAUUUUCUUACUUUUUUGGCAUUUUUAUGCUUUGGGUAUGUAUAUAGUGUAAAAAUGCAUAACUUCAAAGGGUUCUUCAAAUUCAUUUUCCACUUUAUGUGAGUUCAAUGAUCAGUAAUAUUAUCUUUUUUUUCCCUUUAUACAUUAAUUAAAUAUUCCCUAAAUGAUUGCUUUAUAUUAUUUUCAUGUAAGUGUACUACCCCGUAAUUCUAAAUAUAUUUUACAGGGAGUUAAAAGGGGAAAAAACAUGGUUUUGUGUUUUUCAUCUAGCAAUUACUUUAAAUUUUGAAGCUUUUUUUUUUCUUUUUUUCGUUAUUAGUUGAUAUCAUAUCAUGUUCCACAUUACAUAGGACAAAAUUACCUCAAAGCAGAAAAAGAUGGACUUGGAAGAUUUUACAACAACAUUGACUAUAAGUGAUGAUGAAUAUGUAUGGUAAUAAAAUUCUUAUUAGACUCAAAGUUGUUUUAUGUUAUGAAUAUUGUAUGUUACAAAAUGCAUGCACUGAAAAAGUUACUGAUGAGCUAUUAGUAGUGACAAAGUACAAAAGCAAUGCAGUGUGUGGAACAAUAAGAUGAAAUAAAGAACGUGCCUCAAGAGUGCUGGCUAAGUGAAUGUUCAAGGGAGAGUAUAUAGGAAAUAUCCUGUGAAAAUGAUGUGAAAAGCUUACUUUAAGGAGUACUUGAAAAGUUAGACUGGGACUGUUAUUGCAAUUGAACAUUUUGACUUUAUAGUGUGGAAAAUUUGGUCUUUGAAACCAUAAUCAUUUUAGUAUGCACUAUAUAGUACAUAUAUUGAACUGUAUGAGCCAAGAGUGUUUUGAUAUAAAAAUACUAAACACCAAAAACAUUAAGAGGGUUUGUAGUAUUUCCAGAGACUUAGUUAUAUCUUCAUCAGGAAUAAUAAGUUAUCGCGUCAUUUAUAAACUGUAUUUACUAAAUAUAAAAUUGCUUUGGAGCUUAUAAGUAUUAUAGAUUGAAUUGCGCCAAAAAACAUUGUCACUGCAAUUGUAGAAAAGGUGGAAGAGUAAUGUUUUAUAUGUCAUGUGUGCCUAUUAGAAAUAGUAUUGUUAGGAUUUUUUUUAAUGAAUCAUUAUUAUGUAAAUGAAAUGUUCCUGUGCCUUUUUAAUUAUUUUGUUUGCAUUAUUUAAAGAUUUAUAAAUUAUGUGUACAAGCUGUGCAUUCUUUUAGGGACAAAAGGACAGUGUAUUUAAAUUUAAAAUAUUGUCCAGAUCAUCAGUUCAAGUUUAUUUUUCAUAACUAACGAGUAUUUUGUUUAAAGGCUGUAGGAUAUUAAUUUUGCAACUUUUUGAUUUGGGAUAAUUUUAUGUAACAACAGUGUAUCUUCGUAUAUAAUGUUUCAGUGUCAAUUAUGUGUAUCGAGUUUAAUAGCUGAGCUAUGCAGCUCCUAUAAUUUUCUCUAACUCAGUUACUUUAUAUUAUCUUUUAGUAUUAUCAUAUUUUGUUAGUGGAAUAUAGAUAUUUCUUAACUGGUUUCUUCAAUCAUUUUCUUUUUCAUUUCUACAAACAUUUCAACAAAGAAUAGUAUUGAUUAAAAAUUGUGUGUAAUCAUUUUCUGUGUUUUAAGUCUUGUUGCUUUGUUUCACUUAUUGAUAAAAAAAAUAUUUUAAUGCAAAUCAUCGAUAAUAUCUCAAGUGUCAAGAUGAGUGAGUACUGUGAAAGAAAGUAGUAUUUCAUGUUUUUAAAACUUCAGUAUGCUUUAAAAACUCUCAUUUUUAAAUCUUUAUUUUCUCCAAAAAAAUUAUAAUAAACGUUACUGUUGUUUUAAAUAUGAUGAUUUUUCUAAAAUUAUGUCAUUUAAUGUCUGAGAAUACUGAGAAUUGGUAAAAUUAUCGGUUUACUAUGUGGUGAUAUGCAUUCUGUAUAUGCAAUACAUUUUGGUACUAUGUAAAACAUUUUAUUAUUUUUUCAAUCCUUUCUUUCCACUUUUACUUCGGUAUACCUUCUAUAAAGUAAUUUGUGUUCCUCUAAUUUUGAAAGUGUCACUGUUUAUGAUGUUCAAUAUUCAAAUAACAGUCGUCUCUCGAUAACUCAAAGCCUUAUGACUUGAAUAUUUCAUGCACCAUUCCUGAGAAACAAAAAUUAUUCUUUAGAAGGCUGAGAAAUUAACUUUUGACAAUUCAAACUACCUAUUUUUCGGACAUUUUUAGCCAGUCUCUUAAGACUUCAGGUUAUCGAUAGAUUACUGUAUUUAAAAAGUUGGAUUCUUUCCUUUGACUUUCCUUCAUAGAAUAUAUUAUAAGUUCAUUACGCUAGAGUUUCAUAAAUACAAAAAAAAAAAAAAAAAAAAAAAAAAAAAUAAUAAUUUAAUCACUCAAGCAUUUUUCUGCGUAUUAAUGUUUAUUAAUCUGUUUAUAAAUGUUUUUAAAUGUCUUAAUGAAUAUGUAAUGUGAGAUUUCACAAGUUAUUUAAGUUCCAAAACGUAAGAAAUAUUUCUUUUUCUUCUUUCAGUAAUUAAUAUAAGUAUGUAUAUUGAAUACAAAAAUUAAGAAUAAGUUUGGAUGAAGAUAUGCAGCCUGUUUGCAUUGUUAAUUAAGAGAGAUAUAGACUGAUGUUUCUCCUGGGUCAAACAUAAAAAUACAUCCUUUUUUUUUAAAGUAGAAGUGCUGCUACUUUUCCUUUCCAUUCCAUUCUCAUUUCUACUUAUUCUUACCUGGCAAUUAUGAUUUACAGAAUCAGUAAUAUUCACAUUUCUUACAUCCACUUUGGGGUGAAACUUUUCCUCGGCUUUCCCAAAAUUCCAAUGUUUUUUAAAUUAUUGAAUCCAAGAACUCCUAAUUUAAGCGAACUUUAAAAUGGUUUAAAUAUGUAAACAUGUAUUCAAAAUGGCAUUCAAUUUCAAACACACAUUUUAAUUCUUUAAAUAAUGCAGCUUGAAUUGUAUUAUUAAUAACUACGUAGCUAUCCAGUAAUUAUUCAAAACAUUUUUUUCAGGAAAAGUGGUAAAAAUUUUCUUUUCAUACUUAACUUGCAAAAUAUGGACAGCGAAAAGAAAAUCCACUGUUUGAAAGGGGGGGGGGGGGGUUGGAGCAAUAACUGUUUUGAGAAGCCAGAGCUUAAUUUGUAAGAAAAAAAUACUUGAGCUCUAUAUUCUUCAGGAUGUAUAUUCACAAACCAACAAUACGAUAUUUCCACCAUUUUAAGAAAAGAAAAGUGAGGUCUGACCCCUGUCGUUUUGCUCACCAACCACCUUUUCUCCACCUUGUGUGGCUCAAGGCUGCCUGUGGCGGGUGACAAUUGAUGAUUUUAAUGUUUUUACCCUUGAAUGUCCUGCCACUGCUUGUUUUCUAAUUUCUAAAAAUUGCCAAAGAAAAAGAAGUGCAGGAACGAAACUCUUGUGAGCUCCCAUGCAAAUUAAGCCCUGCAAAAAGCUGAUCAGCUUCACAUACAUCAGAGGACUGCAAACAGAGCUUCUGCCUCCGGACAAGUACACAGGUAAGAUUUUUUGUCACAAAGGGAAGGAAAUAGCACCCAGAGCACCAAUGGGACUCACACCCACUACCUUCUUUCUUGUGCUCAGACAGUUAUCAUAGCAGUGCUUUCCACCCCUCAGCUCCAGAGACCUCUUCCUGCAUGUUUGUUACACAGAGUUUUGCGACCUAGGUUCAGUUUCAUGCCUUUAAUAUCCAAGUUUUAAUAUUUAUAGAUGCAUGCUAUCUCUUUCAAUGAAAAAUUUCAACUUGUUCAAUUUCGAAACUUUUAUUCUUUGAACAAGGUAUUUGAUUGCUUUUCUGGAGAAUAUUAUUGUUAUUUUUACAAACUUUAAAGAUACUUUUUGAAGUUGGCAUUGUUUUGUCAUCAGAAAUGUAUUCAUUGACGAAUCUCUAUACCCAGUUGUACAUAAAACAAAGUUUUCAAUCCAAAAACUCAAUUUAUGAUGAGCAAUUUUAAUCGCAGUGUACACGUAUGCCAAUCGUUCUGAGUUUGCUUUCUGCAUGCUCAAAAGUUUUUUGAAAUAGAAUAAUCAGACUUGUGUGUAUGUGAGAGUUAAUUAUUAUAAUUAAGUGUCCAAGUAUCGUCUGGUUUUGGAAGCAUAAAAUUUAGAAGUAAUAAUUACAACCCAAAUUCAAAAUAAUAGAAUAGCUAGUUUUCACCAACAAAAUUUAAUUUGCUGCUGCAUUAAAGAGUGCUUAGAAUAGUAUCCAUAGCCAUAAAUGUAAAUAGUUGGUGGAAUCAAUGAUUGUAAGGAUCAUAGCUAGGAUUCCACAAAAAUGCAAGCCAUAAAGUAUUGUUAUUUUUCGGUCUUAUUUUUUUAAAUUAAUUUAUUAUUAUUAUUUAAAUAUUCUAAUUUUUUGAUGCAAUGUGAACCAUCAUCACUAUAAAAUAUUGGAUUAUUCAGUUUAAAAUUAAUUUCAAUUAAGUAUAAAUCAAAUGCUAUUUUUGCUUUAAAGAGGGAGAAAGGUUACAUGUUCAUUUAAAUUCCUAAUUCACUCUAUAUUUCACAUGUGGCACGAAACAGUUUCCAAACAGUACAACAGUUUCCCAAAAUGAUAAAAGUUUCUAUUAUUUUGAAUUUGGUUUGUAUAAGUUAGUUUAAAGAUAUGAUUAAGAAAUCUAAAUGUUAUUCAUAAAAUUAUAAAUUUUCCACUUCAAAAAAAUAAUAUUUACUACUUUUAUAAAUGGCAUUUGAUCUUUAUUUAAAAAUUGUUUAAGUUUCAAAGAUAUAAAACUAUACAUUUCCUGAGUUGAUAUAUUUCUGAAUGUAUGCAGCUUUGUUUGCUUCUGUCAUUGGUUUUCUUGCGAAUUUUCAAAUUUUUUUAUUAGAAAAUACGCACAUAUACAGUUUUCUCAAUAAAUGAU
Molecule: messenger RNA, 6153 nt
Organism: Uloborus diversus
Lineage: Eukaryota; Metazoa; Arthropoda; Arachnida; Araneae; Uloboridae
Product: transcriptional repressor protein YY1-like
Exons: 6
Coding region: 158-1159 (333 amino acids)
Biological process (GO): regulation of transcription by RNA polymerase II
Cellular component (GO): PcG protein complex; transcription regulator complex
Molecular function (GO): RNA polymerase II cis-regulatory region sequence-specific DNA binding; DNA-binding transcription factor activity, RNA polymerase II-specific
Source: RefSeq, a predicted model, not a curated record